Messenger RNA from Lathyrus sativus (Indian pea), 240 nucleotides. The record is from the annotation of a GenBank genome assembly. Lineage: Eukaryota; Viridiplantae; Streptophyta; Magnoliopsida; Fabales; Fabaceae.
AUGAACAAACCAUGUUUGGAAAAGCUUUUCUGGAAGUUUUACAAAGGAGAAAAAGAGUCUUGGUGCAAUGUGUUGCAGGGAAAAUAUGGUAGAAAGAACCUAACUGGUGGGGUAGAAGAGGCUAAAGCUCAAGAUCCAAGCUUGUGGAAAACCCUUGUCAAAACUUGGACUCUGUAUGGGAAUAGGAGGAUGUGGACUAUUGGAAAUGGUGAAAGUGUGCAUGCAUGGAACAUUUGCUGA